This is a messenger RNA of Sycon ciliatum, 1206 nucleotides long. RefSeq lists its product as uncharacterized. The record is from RefSeq and is a predicted model, not a curated record. Lineage: Eukaryota; Metazoa; Porifera; Calcarea; Leucosolenida; Sycettidae. The transcript has 3 exons. The coding region runs from base 100 to 1206 and encodes 368 amino acids.
GCCACCGGAGUUGAAGUCGAAGAAGGCCAUUGUUAACGUGCAGAACACUGACAACAAGUGUUUACUGUAAGUAUAGCAGUGGGGUUUCAGUGUUGUGUUAUGGUGUAUGGAUUGAACUGUAUGCCGCCUGUCCAUGUCUUAUGUCAUCCGUACUUUAGAUGGUCAAUACUGGCUGCUAAAUUUUCGGCAGACAAGUCUCGUCCAUGUCGUCAAUCGUCGUACGCAGAACAUGCGGAUACUGUGGAUGUGAGCGGCAUCGAGUUUCCAGCAAAACUGGAAGACAUACCAGUCAUCGAAAGACUGAACGACGGUCUUUACAUCAACGUCUUCGGAUAUGAAGAGAAAGUCAUAUAUCCGUUAAGAAUUUCUCAGCAACCGCAGUCCGCCAUCAAUGUAUUGCUCAUCCAAGACGAACGCAAUGACGUGGAGGUGCAGCACUGGGUGUGGAUAAAGUCAUUCAGUCGUCUUGUUGCUACUGGAGCACGUCGAGCACAUUUCGUCUGCUUCAGAUGUCUCUCAACACACGUCACGGAGAAGGCAUUGAAUAAUCAUAUGAUGUACUGCAGUGAACAUCCUGAAGCUACGGUGGAGAUGCCAAAGGCUGGCGAUAGAGUGAUGUUCAGGAAUGUGAACAAGCAGCUUCAAGCCCCAUUUGUGAUCUAUGCCGAUUGUGAGGCUUUCAUAGAACCUCUGUCCGCUGACAAUAAAAUCGGUCAUUCGACAUUCCAAAAGAACAAGCAUGUAGCCUGUUCCUGUUCGUACAUUGUAGUACGAUCUGAUGGCGUCGUCACGAACCGUUUCUUCUACCGUGGAGAAGAUUCUAUGUUCUGUUUUCUGCUGUCACUUGAGCAAGAGGAGGAGACUAUCCGUGAUGAGCUUCUAGCAUGUAAUGCUGGUCAAAUGAUCAUUUCAGAAAGUCAGCAACGUGAAUUUGAAACGGUAGUCUCCUGUUGGAUCUGUGGUGAAGCGUUGGGUAGCGAUCGUGUACGUGACCACUGUCACAUCACCGGUGCUUAUCGUGGUGCAGCACACAACCAUUGUAACCUGAACAUGCGGAUUGAGCCGUUCAAGAUCAAGAUUCCUGUGAUCUUUCAUAACUUGAAGGGAUCCGAUUCUCAUCACAUCAUAUCUGCCAUUGGGAGAACGUCCAUUGAUGAGAUUACGAAGAUCAUUACUAUGUUGGUACUCAUAUUCACGUUUAUAUGA